Molecule: messenger RNA, 1713 nt
Organism: Eutrema salsugineum
Lineage: Eukaryota; Viridiplantae; Streptophyta; Magnoliopsida; Brassicales; Brassicaceae
Exons: 3
Coding region: 1-1713 (570 amino acids)
Source: RefSeq, a predicted model, not a curated record
AUGCCGAGAGGAUUACGGCAUAUGAUUGGGAUUUUGGUGCGGAGUUACGAAUGUCGCAUAGACAUCGAGCUCGACCAUUUAUUGAAUUUGUUGGAAGUUCGAAAGGCUCCUGGGGGGAAGAAGUUUUAUAUCUCGAGUAAGGCACGCCGAAAGAUUAUCAGCGGUUUUCCGAGCAAAGAUAGUUUUUGGGACGAAUGUUUCUUUUUCGUCCGAGUCAACGGGGCGUCGGUUGGCGACAACUUUAUCCGCAAGACCAAAACCGAUUGGGGACCACUUGUUCGCGAUUUUCUCCCCCGGUGUCCUAACGAUCUGUUCGAAGUUCAGGAUACGUUAGCUGCUAACCGAACCAACUGGAAACGACACUUUUCGCUGGAAAGAGUCGAACGAGCUCGGUCUAUUGCUGUGGGUGUCCCAGUCAGCUCUGAACUAUCGAACUCAUCAGGUGAUACUCGCGACAAGAUGGUGAUGGAGACUUUCCGGGAAAGAAAGAAGAGAGAGGCGGAAGAAGCAGCAAGACGAGCCGCCGAGGCUGCUAAGAGAGUUGAGGUCGAGCCGAAAGAUGCACAACAAGCCGGUAACGAGGCAUCUGUGAUCGGCUCGGGGAAUAGAGGUAACCAGAGCUCUGGUCGUGAAGAUGGCGAGAUCGCUCCCGAGGCGACCUCUAACGUUCCCGACGAGCAGAAGUCAUCUGCUGAUCCGACCAAGUCGGCCAUUCUUGCUCUCCCUCAUUCGCCGAGGCCUCCAAAAUCCAAGCUCGUGAAGCACGAGGCGAUGAAUCGCAAGCGAUCUGCUGCGGAGAAAGGUAAAGGUGGCGCUCCCGACGAAGGUGAGCCACUUAAGAAGAGGCAGAAGGCGGCUGCUGGUGAGGUGAACCCGAAAAAACUCGUUGUGGACUAUGCCUUUGCUUCCGCCCAAUUGUUUUCCAAGGUUAAUAACGAUAAGGUUUCCUUGCCGCGCCCCAAGAAGCUAAAGCGACCAAAGUCUUACGCCGCGAUGCUCAGCACGCUAUUGGUGGGCUAUGAAUCCGACGCACUCAAAGGUGAGCGUCGAUUUGUCGAGGCGAAGCAGGAGGUUGUGCAGUCGAAGGCUGAUUUGGAAAAGGCGUUGGCCCGAAUCUCUGUGCUUGAGGAAGAGAAAGGAGCCAUGAGGGCCGAGCUCGAGAAGGCGACGAAUCGAUUCGAGGAGUCUCGUUGUCGGAAAAACAGCGAGAUUGCCUCCUUGAAGAGGCAAAUCGUGGCGAAGGAAGGGCUGCUCGAGUCUCGAGUCAAGAUUGCUCAGAAAGAUGCCAGGCGCGCUGCCGCGGUCAAGUUUCAAGAAAAGCUCGUCGAGAUCGAAGGGAAAAUGGGUGAACUGGAAAAGGCUAAGAGGGACGAGAACGACCUUGGUCAGAUUCGGAGUAACCUUGUGCUAAUCGGGGAUCUCCGAAAGCCAGAUGCCAGCCUCGACGCCGAAGAGGAGAAGCUGAAGAAUUUGGAGGUCGAGCUGCUGGGAGCCGAGGAGACGUUUGAGCGUGCCGCGACGGACUUGCGUGAGAGGUUGGUGGUUUCCCCGGUAUCUCCAGAUUCAGUCGACUCUCGCUUGGGAAACGAGCCGCUGGAGGUUACCGCGGCUUCAGUUGGGGUUACGAAUCCGACCGGUUCGAACAUCGAUACUCCGAUAGCUAGUGGUCUUGCUGCUGAGGGUGUUCCCGAGCUGCGUGCAGGAGAUCAGUAA